This is a messenger RNA of Chara braunii, 2484 nucleotides long. Lineage: Eukaryota; Viridiplantae; Streptophyta; Charophyceae; Charales; Characeae. The record is from the annotation of a GenBank genome assembly.
UGGCGGCAACACGAUGCAACAUCACACCAUUGGCAAACAUGGCCACGUGGGUUGAAGGCCACGCAAGUCAGCGAAUGACCGGAGCGAUGGUGGUUGUUGGCCAUUGAGACAAUCCAAGAAAGAAACGAAAAGAUUCGCACUCAUGCCCAAAUUCGCCCGCCAGUUUCGCUAUCGCAUUCAGGCCCAAUUCUGCCACCAGCUUCGCUCUAACCUGUUCAUUCCGCGCAGUGGUAUCCUGAGGACAAAACGCAGCAGCUCUCUCUCUCUCUCUCUCUCUCUCUCUCUCUCUCUCUCUCUCUCUCACAGACACACACACACACACACACACACACACACACACGCACGCACACGAAACAGUCUGGCACACUCAUGAUUUUUUUUGGGGGGAGUUGUGUAAAGCGAACAUGACAACAAACACACACGCACAUUUUUAUGGGAAUGGGGCAGGAUGUCUGGGUAUCCAUGAGGUGGUUUUAGGGGGGUAGAAGAAGAUAGGGUUAAUGGGAGGUUUCCCUAGUGCUGUAGAAGAAGAUAGGGUUAAUGGGAGGUUUCCCUAGUGCUGCUGCUGAUCUUCUCGUUCUCUGGCAUCUCUUUGCUGGUCUUUGAAUAGGGAAUUUCCGGAAAUAGAAAGUUUUGGCCCCUUCACAAUGAGCGCUGUCACGAUGGAACGGUCCUGCGUUCAGGAAGAGGGAAUUCCGCGCUCGGAUCAGCGGUGAUCUGGCGUCUCCCUAGGAGGGAAUCGGCGCGCAGUACGCGUGGGGAGUCAUUGCACUGUCGCUUGCACAUCUAGUUUCUGCUGCGUGGUCUGCUCCCUUUCCUUCUCAUCUCUAAUUAUCCGAGCUCCACUUCAUUUGCACACACUCUGGUUGAUCGGCAGAUACUUCAAGGAAUGUUCCAGGUUCCUACCCGGACAGUUUGCGAACCUGGGUAGUUCUAUGCUUGUAAGGUUAGUGGUACUCUAUUUUGAGCUUGUAGGGUUAUUUAGGGCAUCGAGGGGAUUUGCUCAUAUACCGCGAUCACCUCACCCCAACACGAACACACACGGAGAGAGAGAGAGAGAGAGAGAGAGAGAGAGAGAGAGAGAGAGAGAGAGAGAGAGAGAGAGAGAGAGAGAGAGGUUGUGGUGGUCAGAUGCCGGCGGCCAUGGCGGGGAUCGAGAUAGAGCCACAGUCAUUCAAAAAGCUUUGCCUGAAAUCUCUGAAGCGUACGUACGAUCUGUUCCUGGACGACCUCAUCGACGGUGAGAGGGGACCACGAGAUCUCAAGAGCCGGAAUGUUCGCAUUGCCUGCAAGAUUCUGGACGAGUACAAGGCGGUGAAGGACAUGCCUCCUCCACCAGUCCCACAAAAGGAGGCCAAGGCGGCAGAAGGUGACACUCAAAAUGAAGGCGUGGUCAGGACGUUGGUCCCGGAGAAUGCAAAUGCAAAUGCGAGUGUGCACAUUGAUGGUGCUUCCGCAGCACCUGCUGUUGCUGGAGCCCAUCCCUAUCCGAAUGCUCCAGGAGUGCAUCUAGAAGGUGGUGGAGCUGCUGCAGCAGCGACCGGUGAGGCAGAGAGUAGGACUUCUGGGCAAGCAAUGCAGCUUGACACGGAAGUCGGGACUGGAGACCAGGCCCCACUUACUCCAAGUGAGGGUGUUGAUGCCUCAAAGCUGGUGGCGGCUGGCAUUGCUGAUUACAAGACGGCUGGUUCCCUUGAAAGGUACAUGCCUAGUGCAGCAGUACUCAAACGACUGCCCAGCAAGUGGCCAAAGCCAGUGUGGCAUCCUCCUUGGAAGAAUUACCGGGUUAUCAGCGGCCAUUUGGGAUGGGUCAGGUCCAUUGCAUUUGAUCCCGGAAAUGAGUGGUUCGUGACGGGCUCUGCGGACCGAACAAUUAAGAUCUGGGACCUUGCCACUGCGCAGUUGAAGUUAACGCUUACGGGACACAUUGAGCAGAUCAGAGGGCUUGCAGUGAGCUCCCGACAUCCCUACCUGUUUUCGGCUGGUGAUGAUAAGCAGGUGAAAUGCUGGGACUUGGAGUACAAUAAGCGUUUAUUAGCGGAUAGAGGAAUGGGGUGCCGCCGUGGGUAUCGCUGCGGCGAUAGUCGAAGAGGGGAGCAUCUGCGCUAUUCGUGUCGAGGGGGAAAUGGGGGAAGUGUGAUCACAUUCUGGGGUCUGAGAUGCGCGAGGAAAAUGAGGGCAUUGUGGGGUCGGAAAUGGGGGAAGCGUGAUCGCAUUGUGGGGAAAUGGGCGAAACGGGAUGGGGAUGGUACAAGAACGAUUCACGAAACUGGCCUUGAGGACAGUCGUGUGGUGAUGGGAAUGCUACGUAACGGGAGAGAAGCAUAGUCAUUACUUAUACUCAUUACGUAUACGUAUUGUGAAAUCUAUCCGACCGUGACACUGUCAGGGAAUCGUGCAUUUUGGGAAUCAGCGCAAAUUCAGGGAGGUGGGCAUGCAGUCUGCGCGACGGGACGAAUAAAUGAAUAAAUAAGCAAUAUGCAA